GCAAGACGGAACGCCAUGACGCUCCUAACUGAGAUCAUGGAGGAGAUGUCGGCGCCUCCUUUGAUAGAGCAUCCCUUUUUUCGGAGCUUUCGCCACAAGCACCCGAAGCUUCUGAACCAGCUCUGUUGCGAGGCCCUGGUUCCUGUUUUCCACUCCGCUCCGGAAGUGGUCUUCACCGUCGGCGAAUCUUGCUCCAUGAUGUACGUCAUCAUCAAUGGCCAAGCGCAGUAUGCUGCGCAGCUGCCACCUCCCAGGGAUUCUCCGGCCGGAACUCCUGGCACGCAGGUCAGGAAGAUGCUGCAGAGCGGUCAAUGGCUUAGUGAAGCGGCCCUUUGGACUGGCUGGGUACACCGCGGAGAGCUGCGAACGCUCUGCGACUGUUUGUUCUUUGGGCUUGAAGCCGGCAGGUUUGCCAGGGUCAUCUCCUCCCAGAAGUCGGCCCAUGCUUUCGCGGCCAGCUAUGCCAGGAAAUUUGUGGAGGGUCUGAACCGAAGCAUUCAGUCGGACAUCACGGAGGCCGGCCCAGUUGACUGA
Molecule: messenger RNA, 534 nt
Organism: Symbiodinium pilosum
Lineage: Eukaryota; Dinophyceae; Suessiales; Symbiodiniaceae
Source: the annotation of a GenBank genome assembly